Messenger RNA from Paraphaeosphaeria sporulosa, 990 nucleotides. RefSeq lists its product as uncharacterized. Bases 110 to 922 code for a protein of 270 amino acids. Lineage: Eukaryota; Fungi; Ascomycota; Dothideomycetes; Pleosporales; Didymosphaeriaceae. The record is from RefSeq and is a predicted model, not a curated record. The transcript has a single exon.
UUUCAUACUGUGAUCUCCGGCCAUUUAUACUCCUGCACCCUGAUCUAACAGAGCCUAUCUAAUGACAACGAGGAAUUCCUCGAGAUGGGCCGUGUGCUGAACUGAACAUAUGCGAAAUGGGUCUUCGGGCCAUGGUCCUCCGGGCAGUUGGUCCAGCGCGUGCUGCGGUUUUCGACUAGGACGAACCCAAGGCCGAUCAUCGUCUUGCCUUCGAAUACCGCCAAGCGCAUCAGCCCCCCGUUCAGGUUGCAGGUUAGUACGAUUAUACCCAUACCAGUCCGGCGGCUCAAUAGUCGGAUUCGGCCUACGUACCAAUGCGGAUACGUGUGGUGGAACAGGGCAUAAGUUCGGCGACGAUGACGACUGCUGGAACACAGGCUACGAGUUCGCUGCUCCAUUCCCGAGAAACGACAGCGCUCGUGAUGUCACCAACCUAAAGACGCUUGCGCAAAAGGGUCUGAGCAACAGUGUCGGUCUUCCACAGCAAAUCGCCAACGCCGUAAGUGAGAUGCAGGCAGACACCUGCAUGGGCCACGGCUUUGGCCUGAUCGAUGCUGUGGGUCCGCCGAUCACGAUGAUUGUUCAGGGGGAGGAGAGUACGUCCUUAGUGGUGCAGACGGCCGAGAAGAUUGAGGAAGAACAGCGCAAAGCCAUCAUCCUCGCAUUCGUUAGCGCCAUCCUCGUCUUCAUUCCUAUAGUAGGAGAAAUCCUCAGUACCGUUGCUGAGACUGCGGAUAUUGCCGGAACUAUUGCGGUGCUGGCGGCUGCAGGCCACGCCGCUUUCGACGUCUACACCAUCGUUGAUGAUCCUAAGAACGCUUCCUUAGCCAUUUUCAAUCUGAUUAUGGCGCCUCUGGCUCUAGCAGAUGUUGCUGUUGUUGCAGAGGCAGCGCAGAUUAGGCGCAAAUCAGGCGAGGGAUGAGUACUGCAAACAUAGCGAAGCUGGGCGAUCACGUAGCUCAAUGGAUGACCGAGCUCAAGGCAGUGACA